Enhydra lutris kenyoni (northern sea otter) is the source of this 994-nucleotide messenger RNA. Its product is annotated as SLC35A4 upstream open reading frame protein. The coding region runs from base 352 to 663 and encodes 103 amino acids. The transcript is spliced from 3 exons. NCBI's taxonomy places the organism in Eukaryota, Metazoa, Chordata, Mammalia, Carnivora, Mustelidae. The record is from RefSeq and is a predicted model, not a curated record.
GGCUCUGGGAAAGACGCACCAACGCCAACGCCCCCACUGACAUCACGGCGGAACUGUGAGCUCAUCAAGGGGCGGACGACCAGAAAGACGAACGUGCGCAGGGCGCCCAUGAGGACCAAUGAGCUCAUCGCGCCCGGGACGUGUGAGCGCGGACACACAAAUUGUGUCGCGCCGGACGGGUCACGUGAGAGUACGUGAAAGAAUGAGACCACAGGGACUCCGGCGAGGGGAGAGCACCCUCACCCUUUCCAAAAAUGCCCCGGAAGUGCCUCCGCCCUCAGUAAAGAUGGCCGUAGCACUUGGCAAGUGGGAGGCGGGGCUGCGCCUGCGCCACAAGUUCGGCGGGGGAAGAUGGCGGAUGACAAGGAUUCUCUGCCCAAGCUUAAGGACCUGGCAUUUCUAAAGAACCAGCUGGAACGCCUGCAGCAGCGUGUAGAAGACGAAGUCAGCAGUGGUGUGAGCCAGGAUGGCUCGCUCAUGUCCUCCCCAUUCCUCAAGGGCUUCUUAGCCGGCUAUGUGGUGGCCAAACUGAGGGCAUCCGCAGUAUUGGGCUUUGCUGUGGGUACCUGCACUGGCAUCUACGCAGCUCAGGCAUAUGCCGUGCCCAAUGUGGAGAAGACAUUGAGGGACUAUCUUCGGUCAUUGCGAAAGGGGCCUGACUAACUCUGGAUCCCAUGGGGGAGGAAGGAUGAGCACCUCGGGCCUGCAGGUAGAGGUCUUUCAACCACAGACACCAUAUUUGGCUUCCCCACUUGUCACCCUUUUGCCAUCUCCAACUUGCCCACAGCCUUCAUCCUUGCUUUCCUACCUGCAGAGGGUAAAGAGUGGCUUAUCAGCCAGCAGUUUGGAUGCCCCUUCUUAACCCCAUGGGACUGGCCCCAAGACUGUGGCUUUUAGGGCCACCAGCCCCUUCCUCUUCCAGCCCUGACUGUGGAGUUUGCAGCUGACUCUGAUUCUCAGUAUUCUGUCUAGCGAUGUCCCACAACUCCUCCCU